CAAAUUUAGUAGCAGAGAACCCAAUCUUUCUUUUUGAAGUUGAACUUUUUGAGUCACCUGAGCAGCAACUGCUUUCUUCACCUCUGUACUUGCCAUCAGUGCCUUGAGAUAUGUUGAGCUUCAAAAUACAUGAGUUUUAAGUACUCAUUUAAGAUAUGACCAUUAAGAAGUGAAAUUGACUUUUAUAUGAACUAUUAAAUGAUAUCUCAAAAUUGGAAUGGCUUGGUGUUGGGCUUUCUGUCUGGACAAGUAGAUUAGGGAAGAACACAUCCAAGAAAUAGAGUUUUUCACGUGAAAGACAGGAAAAAAAUACUAGAGGAGUUGCAUCAAGGGGAAAUUAAAGCCUUUUAGGGAAUGGCAGCACACAAGACUCCAUUAUGGUGGAAGUAAAGGAAGAAUGGUGGCUCCUCCGGGAUAGUAUGGAAAGUUCACGAUGAGGUGGACUGUCUUUUGGCUAUCCCCAAAGAAAGUGGCUUCCCAAAGAGGCUCUGUUAAGCCAGGGGUUUUAGUACCAUUGCUGCUUGGAUUCUUCUCAUGCCAGGUAGAAUUAACCUGCAGAAAAUCCUGACAUGAAGCCUGAAGUGAGAACAAAAUGACCAAAUCUUGCCCAUGGAGCUGGAGUCACAUUAAUUUUUAUAUAUUAUCCCGUCAUUCUAAAUGAUCACAAAAAAACCCUGUCAAAUAACAAAAAUCAAAGGCUGCCAUCCACUCACACCAAAAUCCUGUCUCAGCAGAAGGCCUCUGUGCACAGCCCUGGGGACACUCCAUGGGACAAAACUCUCCCCCCAGCACAGCCAUGAAAGGCUUUGAGCUCAGCCUUCAAAACUGCAAAGCAGUUGUUUUGUUUUCCAUGGAUAAUGCUUUAAUCCACCGGGUGAAAGCUGGAUGUUGCUCUCUUUUAUCCUGGCUGUACACGAUUGCAAUGCUGGAAAAGAAAAGCCCCUAGCCCUUCUGUGCCCGCCGCUCCUCCGAACUGCUGACGCCUGGAUGGGCAGCUCCAAGGCGGGGCCAUUGGGAUUUAUUUAGUUCACUGCUGCAGAUGAUGCCUUUAGUGCCACAAACCACCCUGGAGACAAGUCCUAAUCGUCUGGGGGUGGGGACUAUGUUCAGUUCUUCUUCCCCAAACCCCCCAGACAUAAUUCAGAUCCAAACUGGAGAGACAGGCAGGCACACAAGAGGGGACCCCGGCACUGCACAGCCCCUCUGAAGCCAUGUACAGGAGCAGCUUCCUCCGUGAGGUACGCAAGGAGAAGUACGAGCGGUCAGAUGCCUACGAUGAGCUGCGAGGCUCCCCGGAAUUCGACAGUUUGGCCCAAGCCCGGGGCCUGGAGAACCUGCAGGAGCUCAACGAGCGCUUUGCCAGCUACAUCAACCGUGCGCGUGUGCUGGAGCAGCGCAACACCAUCCUGCGCAAGCAGCUGGAGACCUUCCAGCGCAUGGAUGAGCUGGUGGGCUUGGACGAAGCCUUUGCUGGGCAGAUUGAGUUCAACCGGCAGCGGAUGAGGGAGCUGGCUUCUGACCGAGCCAAGCUGGAGCGGGAGGAGAAGGAUGCCCAGCGCAUGCUCGAUGAGUACCGCAACAAGUAUAGAAACGAACGUGAAUAUCAGCAGAGGCUAAAAGAAACCCUGGAGCACCUUAAUAAAGAAGCUGACGAAGCCUUGCUGUGCAACCUGGAGCUGCAAAUUGAGUCCCAGUUCCUGCAAGAUGACAUCAAUGCUACAAAGGACAGAUACAAGAAGAACCUCAUGGAAAUCCAGACCUAUGUCAAUGUCUUGCAGCAGAUCAUCCAGACAACUCCGCGUGUGUCCCCAAUAACCACUGGCAUAUGUGAGGAAAAACUGAUAGCAGAGAGGAGGAUCCCUGUUCUGCAGAGCCAGCUGGAGGAAUACAAGAGCAUCCUCUGCCAGCUACAGGCACAGAAAUACAAGCUGCAGACAGAGACAACCAUGCUGGAGCAAGCAAUUAAAAACACCCAGGAAAGUUAUGACGAUGAAAUUCAGCUUUACAAUGAGCAGAUUGAAAACCUUAGGAAGGGGAUAGAGGAGGCUGAGAGGAUCUUGGAGAAGUACACCACUGACUGCCGCCAGCUGGUGAUCUACCAGCAGUCCCUGGAGAACGAGCUGGAACGGUACAAACGGAUCAUCGAGAAUGAGGACAGCCGGCUAAACUCUGCUAUAGCAGGAACCCCAGUCACACUCUUCACACAGAUUUACCGACCUGCCCAACCUCAGGCUUCAAGAGGAAGAGAUAUCACCCAGGCCAUGCAAGACAUUGCCAGUAUAAAGCCCAGACAAAAAGGCCUGACAAAGAAAAUUGCCAGGAAAAAGGAGCUGAUGUCAAAAGACAUAACCGACAGUCACUCCCCUGAAAGAAUGUAUGAAAGAACUCUGGAAGGUUUUGACCAAGAUAGGAUGGAGUUUAGGCAUGAAGGCUCAGUCAGGUGUGAACCCGAGCAAGAAGGAUCAGAAUUUGAUGAAAAAGAAAUGGGCCCAGAGGACGUACCUGAUGGAGCCCAGAUAAGUAAAGCCUUUGAUAAAUUGUGUAAUAUUGUGAGGGAGAAAAUAAGAGUCCACAAGAGACCAGAGGCUAAGCCUGAUGCCCAUCCCAAAGGGCGUUAUGUGCUGGUGACAGGGGAGGAAGGCUAUCAAGAACCUUGCAUCUUGGCCCCCUGUAUCCCUGCUGCGGGAGGGAUCACAGUUUCCACUGGCAAUGGGAAGGUGAUGAAUGGUGGUGAUGUGACGCCCAUACCAGAGCUGCCAGAACCUGCCGAACCACCAGAAAAAGAGAAAGGGGAAAUCUGUGAAAGGAGAGAAGAGUUUGAACUCCCAGAUAAACAGAGGGAGGAGGGGAAAGAAGAUGUACUUGAAUGGGGGAAAAAAGCAAGAGGAAAAAUUGAGCAAAUCACAAAGUACCCGGAGAUCUCUGAGCCUGAGACAGUUACUUCCUCUGGUCUGAUAAGCCCAACUGAGCCAGGACUCCUUCGAGAGACAGAAUAUGAGCGAGAAGAUAAGCAGGGCCUUUUGUUCAGGGAAGCAGCCUUACCUGGCUCGAUGAGCUAUGAGAAGGUGGAGGUGGUGGAGUCCAUUGAGAAGUUUUCAGAUGACAAAAUUCAGACAUAUGAAGAGACGGCAAUGAUUGUUGAGACAAUGAUAGAGAAGACAAGCAAGAAGAAACCAGGUGACAAAGGCUCUUAAGUGACACAUACCCUCUGAUAGUCGAUUUGUCUGACAUAGUUAUUAAAUUACUGUGUUUUUUUCCUGACCGAAUGAUACAGUAGUGAGAUUUUUGCUGUUUGGUAUGGAACAGAUUGAAACCUUGAUGGCAAUUCUGUCUGAUGUAGGCUCACCUUUGGUGCAACAACCAUUAGUGUUCUCCAGGGCACAUCCUAUACAACUGAUUUUCAUGAUUAGGACACAUGGGAAGAAAUUAUUAUGACAGAGCUGCCUGGCUUUCCACAGUAUCCGGGACAAAUUUGCAUAUUCCUCUACUGCUCCUUUAACUGCCGUACGACCCCCCAUCUUUGACACAGCUGCAAAUGUUAACUUGUGACAUCUGGUUCAUUUAAUAAAAGUUUUGCCUUCUAC
Molecule: messenger RNA, 3584 nt
Organism: Passer domesticus (house sparrow)
Lineage: Eukaryota; Metazoa; Chordata; Aves; Passeriformes; Passeridae
Gene: BFSP1
Product: beaded filament structural protein 1
Exons: 8
Coding region: 1212-3194 (660 amino acids)
Biological process (GO): lens fiber cell development
Cellular component (GO): cytoplasm; intermediate filament
Molecular function (GO): structural constituent of eye lens
Source: RefSeq, a predicted model, not a curated record